This is a messenger RNA of Oncorhynchus mykiss (rainbow trout), 2743 nucleotides long. It is a transcript of the gene tmem44, whose product is annotated as transmembrane protein 44. The record is from RefSeq and is a predicted model, not a curated record. Gene Ontology annotation, molecular function: basic amino acid transmembrane transporter activity. Gene Ontology annotation, cellular component: membrane. Lineage: Eukaryota; Metazoa; Chordata; Actinopteri; Salmoniformes; Salmonidae.
GAAUUGAAAAAGCACCCGUGAAUAGGCUACCAGUGCAGCUUGUAAGCUUUCUUGACUUGGACAUACAUUUUUGCCAACACAUAGCUAACCUUUCAGCGAAAACGUGUUUUGGAGUUACCUUUUGUAGUUAAUAGGUUAUUUUAGAGUUUACACUUACACGUCCAAUUAUAAAUGUGGCUGCUGGUAAGCUUUUUUGAUUUGGGCAUAACGUAAAUUUUUGCUAGGUAAAAAAAAGGUAAAAAAGGUUAAAAAAAAAAAGACUCUUCAGAGAGUCUGUCGAAAUUGGGCAACAUAAAUAUGAAUUGCUCAUUUGCUACGUGAGGCUUAUUUGAUCGAAUAGAAGUUUCAUCAUGGUUAGGUUGUUAUAAAUGCACUGAUAAGUUGGCGCACGUGGCAUUUUGGCAACUUACCCAGUAAACGACCAGUAUACCGGAGUUGCGCCUGCUGUCAUAGAGCUAGAUAGAGGACUCAUCGUGAGUAUUGCCACCAUUUUAAUGUACUUAACUGGGUGGGCAUUCCUAUAUGAGUUGGGAGCAUUCAGCAAAUGAACAACCAUUUACUUCUUUAAAAUUGAGAUAGCCUCAAUGGCGCUUUCACAGACUGUAAUAGCACAGAUACAAAGAUGAAUCUUCUAUUUAUCUCUAUGGUCUGUUCACACGGGUAUCUGCCCUCUCAUUGGCUAGAAUGGUCCCACCUGAUCUCACCUCUCGCCUGCCUUCCAUCUUUGAGGACAGGCAUUUCCAUUGUUUGAGCUGUCACUCGAAUAUCAAUAUAAUAGACAAUCUUUGCGAUAGCUCACAUUUUUUUCUCAAGAGAACUGCCUUUUAUCUUUCAGUGUACAGCAAAAAUGUGUCUGACUGUACCAUUAGAAAUGGUUUCCUUGGUUUGCAAUUGAUUUGCUUUGUUGCACAUGACUGGUGUACGCAAAAAAGAAGCGAAGUACAUUUUCAUAUUAAUAUAAAUUAAAUUGACCGAGUUUCUCAUUACAUCUACCUCCAUUUGUUUAGUAAAUGCAUCAACAUUCCCUGGCAAGAUCAUGCGUUUAAAUUCGUAUAUUGAACCAGUGCCUCUAUUGGGCAGCGCUUUUGUGAAGUAAAUGUGCAUGUGAUCAGGGCACAAUCGCGCACAUCUUUUACAUACCUGUGCUGUGCACCACCUGUCGCUCGCGCCACUGACGCAGCUGGUCAUAUUUGCCAUUCCCUAGAUUUGUUUUAGGUCAACGGCAUAGUUAGAAGAUAUGGGAGUGGAAGCACAGAGUGUCACAAAUGGACAAAGCAGAGCAGAAAGCCUUUCGUUUGACUUUACGUCUUGGUGGCGCCACGACAUUAUAUCGACCUGUUUUUCAAACAGACAGAACGUUUGCAUCUCGACCGGACUCGUCUGUUUGUCCGUGCUUCUUUUGAUAAUAUCCUGUUUUAUGCUGGUAUGUCUGAGAUGCAGAGGCCGGGACAGGAAUUCCGGCAAGGAGGCAGCCUGUAUCCUCUACUGUUUCUUUGGAAAUUUGUGCAGCACCAUCGGGGCAUUUCUCUCCAAUCAGCUGGCUCUUCAGGUCAUAAUGGGUGGUUUUAUGGCAGCUGUAGAAGUUAUUCAUUUCAUCUCCAUCUUCCCGAUAUUUUUGCGUUGGAACACCAGAGCAGAGAAGAGGCUGAGGAUGAUGAAGAGGAGGAGGAGGCAGAACUUCAUGGCUGUGUCUCUGCUGUUGGUGGUGGGUGGAGGGAGCUACCUAACCUCCAGGACCAGCCAUGGGCUUGUAGACAGACCUCUCACUGGGAGAAGACUUCUUCUCACUGACCUCCUGCAUGACCAUAUGGAGGUCCUCGGUUACAUUCUUGGUCUACUCUCUUUUGUGAUUGCCUGGACCUCUAAGUUCCCUGACCUCUCCAGAGCACACAGAGGGGAGAGUUCAAGGGCACACGUGUCCUCUGGGUUGCUGUGCUCUUUGGCCGGUGCCCUCUACACCUCGGCCAUAUUACUUUACGACACCCAGUAUGAGUUUGUACUGAGAGCCAUGCCGUGGCUCCUGGCGUCAACGUGCUGUGCAGCCCUGGAUCUUGCUAUUGUGGUCCUGUCCUGGUGUAGGAAGGGUACCCCUGAGCUGCAGCCUGGGGGGGGUUCUCCAGAUACAGAGAGUCUCCUGGGUGGCUCCUCUCCCCCCAGUCAGCACAACUCCAGUGGGAAGACAAAACAAAAACACCCAUUGGACUUGGAUGGAGCUCCUCCCCGGGUUCUCUCCAGUAAGAAGAAUCUAAAGUUUGCUGACAUGGGGCAUUACAUGGAUGUCAACAUUCAACCCAUGCGAAAGGUGUGUCUAAAGGAGGUGACUCUCUCUAGGGAGGAGGGGGUUUCAGAGAGCCUUCCCCUCAGGAGGACAGUGAGGGUAGUGAGAGUGGAUGAACCCUGCACCUCCGAAACGUUCUCAGACUCCUCAUCCCUCAACUCGGAUCUGGAGUGGGAUUUUGAAGACGCAAAUGCACAGUGGAACAAACUGCUAAAAGAGAACGUGGAUGGGUUUCCCCUGCAAGAAUGGCCGAAGAACCCAAGCCCAAAACCCACCUGCAGCUGUGGUGGCAUCAUUUGACAGGCUGGGAAGCGGGUAUAAAGCAGAGUGGGUGAAGUGGUGUGAUAAUUUCAAACACUGGUGAAUGACCUGGUGACACUUCCUCAUUACAUCACAUGGUCAGAUCUGUGUUUUGGAUUGUGAAUAUAAAGAUAAUAAAAGUACAAAAAUUGAUCUUCCAUCAAA